Messenger RNA from Calidris pugnax (ruff), 5221 nucleotides. RefSeq names its product nucleoporin 50kDa (gene NUP50). The transcript has 9 exons. Bases 308 to 1729 code for a protein of 473 amino acids. Gene Ontology annotation, biological process: protein import into nucleus. Gene Ontology annotation, cellular component: nuclear pore. Lineage: Eukaryota; Metazoa; Chordata; Aves; Charadriiformes; Scolopacidae. The record is from RefSeq and is a predicted model, not a curated record.
GGGACGACGGCGACGGCGGCCGCGGCUGGCACUUCUCUCUCUCUCUCUUCUUUUGAAGCGGUUUCUUCCCCGUCUCUCAGGAGGGACAAAAUGGCGGCGGCCCUGACGGCGGGUUAAGGCACGCCGGUCAGCCGCGAAGGUAGAGGAUCCAGCCUGGGGGGAUGGUGAAGGGGCUCCGGGCCCGGGCAGCCUGCCACCAGACCCCGCCUCCUGCUCGCCGCAGCCCCGCAGCCCGGCGCCGCGGGGGAGAACCACCCGCCCUCCCGCCCCGCGAUCGAGAGGGGAUUCCCCGUGGGGGUGUGGAAAAAUGGCAAAGAGAAUUGCAGAGAAGGAACUGACUGACAGAAACUGGGACCAGGAGGAUGAAGCUGAAGAGGUGGGAACCUUCUCAGUAGCUAGUGAAGAGGUCCUGAAGAACAGAGCUAUUAAAAAAGCAAAGCGCCGAAAUGUUGGAUCAGAGUCUGAAAGUGGAGGAGCCUUUAAAGGAUUUAAAGGCUUUAUAUUGCCUUCUGGAAAAGGAGGAGGUGGCUUCAGCGGGUUUGGUAACGGCGCAGCGAUAAAGCCUUUAGAAGGGCUGUCUAAUGGAAGCAGUAGUAUCUCUAGCACUCCUUCUUUCAGCAGCUUAAAGACCACCUCUGAAACGGCAUCAGCAUUUGGAUCCACCAUGUCAAAUGGUCCAACUACUACUGCGUUUACUGAGAAAAAAGCUGCGAUCCCUAAAGCUAAUGGUGGCAAUCAACCAUCCUCAUCUGGCUUUGCUCAGAGUAAAGUUUGUAGCUCUAGUGUUUACCACAAACAGUUAGCAGCUUUAAACUGUUCUGUGCGUGACUGGAUAGUCAAGCAUGUAAACACAAACCCUCUGUGUGACCUGACGCCCAUCUUUAGAGACUACGAGAAGUAUUUAGCAAAUAUCGAGCAGCAACACGGAGGCACUAGCGACAGUGGCUCUGAAAACGAAAGCAACAAGACACCUGGCUCUCAGUCUGUUUCUACCUUUGGGAAUUCAAAGCUACAGCAAGGAUCAUCUUUUUUGUUUAACACCACCCCCACCCCCACCACUGAGGAUGCCUUGGACAAAAAAGCUGAAGCUGCAUCCGAAAAAAAAGACGCAUCAUUAGGAGCUACAUCAACAGUCUCGUUUAAUUUUGGCAAGAGCGUCGACAGUUCUGUUUUGGGUUCCCUUGGUUCAGGAACACUUAGUAGCUUCUCAUUUUCUCCUGGGAAUUCAGGUUUGUUUGGAAAAGAUGCAAACCAGGCCAAGUCUGUCACUGCGUUAUCCACCACUGUAUCGGAAGCUCAGACAGAAAGUGGCAAUAGUGAUGAUAAAGGAGGAGAAGAAGAGGAAGAAGAGCCACCAAAAGUCAUUGUUAAUGAAAUUAAAGAGGAUGAUGCUUUCUACUCAAAGAAGUGCAAACUAUUCUACAAAAAGGAUAAUGAAUUUAAAGAAAAAGGUGUAGGAACAUUACACUUGAAACCAGCAGGCAAUGAAAAAACUCAACUCCUAGUACGAGCAGAUACCAAUUUAGGAAACAUACUGCUGAAUGUUCUCAUUCCACACAAGAUGCCGUGUACAAGAACCGGAAAAAACAAUGUUCUUAUAGUUUGUGUUCCUAAUCCCCCGAUUGAUGAGAAGAAUCCAGCUGUUCCUGUCACUAUGUUAAUAAGGGUGAAAACAAGUGAGGAUGCAGAUGAGUUGCACAAAAUCUUACUGGAGAAAAAGGAGGCUUAAAUAAGUUGCAGUCAGUGAUUUGAGGAAUUAUUGCCAAACUGCUGCUGCUCCAUUUUUUUUUUCUUCCAUAACUUCACUUGAACACUUAACUCUUUACUCUGAGAUUAGGAACUGUUAUGGGAAUUCUGGAAAAAUUCUGUGAGGAAAAGCUAAACUAGCUAAUAAAAGUUUUAAUAGAACACAAGUGUUGGACUGUGCUCCCUCAUUUUUCAAUACCUAAAUGCAGGAACUCUUCUGGAGAAAGCACAUUGGUUUCAAUUAAAGGGUGUUCUUAACACCAGUCACUUUGACUGAACGGACUGAAAUCCAAGUACAAAAAUAUGGUACCAGAGCUUCCUCACAGACUGCGCUGCGAUGCAACAGCCUCCCGUUCUGAGAAGGGAGGGGGCAAAACUGUUUCUAGACUCUAGAUUUUUAAUUUUAAUUGGUCUGUCAUGUUCUGGUGAGACUAAUUUUUCAAGCUGUGGAUGACAACAAUUUACCCCGACGACAAUGCUAUUGUAUGUUGUACUGUGUGUAACUCCUGCUGGCUCCUGUGCUGUGGGGACUCAGAGACUGCAUCUCCAGAUACCGAAAAGAGAACUUGUUUGCGUAGUUUUGUUGACAGUAGCAUUUCUUAAAGAACCAUCAGUUCUGUUCUUAACUGUAGCAACAAGCUAAGGAUGUGCAAUAGUACAAGCAGACAACUGGAAGACUGUUGAUCUUGGACCAGAUCUGUGGCAAGUCAGAGGCAAAGGGUGGCACUUCCAUUCCGCUCCCUCUGACGUGUUCUUCCCCAGUCCCUUGGGCUGAGACUGAAACCCAGCAGAGGCAGAGUUGUAAAUGUUGCACUUGUCUUGCUACUCAUACUUUUCUGAAGAUAGAUCUUUUCGCAGACAAAUUUCAGGAUUUUUAUAGAUAUUUAUAUUGCCUCUGGCUGUUACUAAGAAUACAUGCAUAAAUGUGUGUCAAUAAUUACUUUUCCCAUUUCCUAAAACUACAGUGCUUCACUCCAUUAAGUAAAGCAGCAGUUUGCAGCUUGAGGAGAAGCUUUCUGUUGCAAAAGGAGGGAGCACUGGGUUAAUCUAUAACUCAGUUUUCAGCUGUGUUAAAAUUAACCACGUGGCAAUAAUUUGUGGUUCAGAACAUCGUUCUGUUCUCAGUUUCCAUCUCAACUUUAUCAGACCUUGUUUGGUUAUUUAAUCCUUUUCUUUUUCAAAUCUUGCCUGCUGGAAACUCCUUCCCUAAGAAUAGUUUUCACGUUUUGCCUCCAGCUCUGGAAACUAUUUAAGAGCUGGAUGGUAAUAUUAAACUUGAACCGCUCUCUGAUCUGUCACGCUGACCAGGUCUGGGGAGAUGGAAGAAAAGAUGCCAACCUGGCUCUGGCUAAGGUGGCACAGAGGAAAAAAUACCAAUCUUUACAAAACAGUGUGAUGCAAUUCUCAGAGGGGAACUGGAAAUCCAAACCAGUGGCAUCCUAUGGCUGGGGAAAAAGCAGCAGCUCCAUUUCAUUAGAUGCAGCACAUCUUACCUGCUCUCCGGGGGGGAACAAACAGCUGCCUUUAGUCCUCAUUUGCUGCACAAUUCAGGUUAUGGCCUCUCCCCACCUUAAUAAAAAGGAGGAAAAACUAUAGGAUCUUUAGCCUUCUUGACCAAAGUUCAAAAACAAAGGCCUGUGCCCACUUCUCAGCUACACUGAACUCACAAAAAUUGCAUUUUUAACAUACAAGUGUAAAGGAAGCCUAGAUAAGAUUUCAAUUAUUAUUUGAAGUAUAAACUGGUGCCUUUUUUUUUUUUAUUUAUUUUGCAUCUGGCUCAGUACUUAACCAUUGAAAUUCACUUUCCUCAAAAUAGUGUGCUUUUUUUUUAAAAAAAAAAAAAAAAUUGAAAAAAAAUCUUGUUGAUACUUAAAACGUGAGGCCAAAACCUGAAGGUUUGCAUGUUCCUGGUGUGUGAAUGGAAAGCAGAACGUUGCCUGAAAGUUCGUUACAGGCUCAGGUGAAACGUCCAAGGGCUCCGUUAAUUUUGCGUUUGUCGUUUGACUGCAGUGUCUUAAACACAUCUCCUGCUUUCAAGAGCAACUCUGUACAGGUCGUGUCAGGGGGUGGGGGGGGUCUUGGUUUUGGGUUUGUUUACUUCUGAAAAGCUCACGGAUACGUAACUCACUCUGUAUCCCUCCAAAUGUGGACCAACUCACUUCAACAAGAGAGAAACCAAACUUCCUCUAUUGUCCUUAGGAUCUGCCUCCCAAGCCAGGCAGCCCUGGGGAUUUGCGUGCGGGUAUUUGGCCUGGUCCUAAAGCUGCCAGACUGAAUAGGGAGGAAUUUUACUGAAAAUUCCAAAAUUUUAAUCUGCAUCGUCCGUAGGGGCCCUGCAGUGAGCUGGAGUGUGGGGCAGGAUAAAGCAGUCACACGCUUCUCACUUGGGUUCAGUUACGAAGCACAACCCUUCUCCACUACCAUUAAAUAAAUGUUUCUAGUUAAGAAAUAUUAAAGUACACAAAUACUGUAAAGAGCCGGAGAUUUUUACAUAGGAACAAAGGCCUAAAAUGAAUUAAAAGCAGAAGUUAGUGGAGAGCAUAGAAAUCCAUAUACUAAUGCCUUCGUAACAAAGUGGCACAUGCUACACAAGGAAGGAAUUUGGAUCAGAAUUCCAGCUCCAUGAGGCAUUCCUGGAUCCUGGUAGAUACUUAACAUAUUUAACAGCUGGAUAUCAGACACCUGAUGUUAAAGAUACAAGCUUCCUCCCUAAUUGGAGGUAAUGCCUUCCCUGUUCCAGCUGUACAUCGGUAUCGGAACGUCUCAUGGAUCGUGCAUUCUUCUUCUUCCUCCUCCUCUAAUUUUGAAGUUUCUGCUGCUUAGAAAUCUUUUCCCCUCUCACCUCCCCAAAAUAGAAAAAUCAAGAUCUCUGCUUCUUUCAAUGAUCAGAAUUGUCUGUAAGGGAGAUUAUUACAGUUGGUUCGAAUCUUAUUUUAAAGUAUUAAAUUGCUAUAUGCAGGGGUUUGGUGGUUUGUUUUUUUCAUUGUAAUGUACUUAAAGUUAUCUAUUGGGGAGCACAACAGCGUGUUCAUCUCUCUUUUGGUUGAUGUGAAAAUUCAAAUUUACAGUUCAAAUGAGCACGUCGUAGAAGAUGAAGCAAUGAGGAGGUAGGCUCUGCUGUUGAGAACUUGAGUUCAGCUCCCUUUGCCGCACUGUUACAUUUCAAAUGUCCUUAAAGACUUUCUUUCCGAUGCCUUAACUUAUUUGCAUUUGCUAAAAUUUUGUAGCUGGUGCCUGUGUGCAGAAAUGACCUGACAUGAAACAAUUUUAAAGUGGCAUGAGCUAGUCUCCAUCCAAUGAAAACGCUGAAUGUGACCAUUUGUUACUUGUUAAUAGAUUUCAAACUGCUCUGAAUUUUUCAGUGGAUACUUAAGUUUUGCAGAACUUGUCGUGUACCAAUGUUUUCAUUAGUUCUAAUACAUUGAGGAAGUGUACAAAAAUCCAUGGAAAAUGUGAAUAAAUGAAUGGGAGAUAA